GUAGGAGGAUGGCAUUUCACGGCGCAGGCCGGCAGACCGUUUGUGGAGACUUGUUUCCGGGCUCUGAGCUGGGCCACAAGUAUUUCUGUGUCAACUCCUCCUGCGGAGCCCCCUCCACGGGCCUCAGCGCCACACCGUGCCUGACCGGACCCACUGCCCCGGCCGGGACCCCUCGUCACCCGACAGCUCUCGGAGGAAGCACCGGCGGCGGAGCGGCGGUGCCUCAGCCCUACAGCAACCCGGCCAGCGAGGUGCCCAGCCCUGCGGAGAUGGAGCCGGAUCGCCCCAUCGGUUAUGGCGCAUUUGGUGUCGUGUGGUCGGUGACCGAUCCCCGUGAUGGUCGAAAGGUGGCUUUGAAGAAGAUGCCUAAUGUCUUCCAGAACCUGGUCUCCUGUAAGAGGGUCUUCAGAGAGCUGAGGAUGCUGUGCUUCUUCAAACAUGACAACGUCCUGUCAGCUCUGGAUAUUUUGCAGCCUCCACAAAUCGACUGCUUUGAGGAGAUCUACGUGAUAACAGAACUGAUGCAGAGCGACCUCCACAAAGUGAUCGUGUCUCCUCAGCCUCUCACCACCGACCACAUCAAGGUCUUCCUCUAUCAGAUCCUCCGAGGUUUGAAGUACCUCCACUCUGCUGGGAUCCUGCACAGGGACAUCAAACCUGGAAACCUGCUGGUCAACAGCAACUGUCUGCUCAAGAUUUGUGAUUUCGGGUUGGCGCGCGUGGAGGAGCCCGACCCGUCACGUCACAUGACCCAGGAGGUGGUGACUCAGUACUACAGAGCGCCCGAGGUGCUGAUGGGCUGCCGGCACUACGGCUCGGCCAUCGACGUGUGGUCAGUGGGCUGCAUCUUCGCAGAGCUGCUGGGAAGACGUAUCCUCUUCCAGGCUCAGAGUCCGAUUCAGCAGCUCGAUCUGAUCACAGACCUGCUGGGAACUCCUCCUCUGUCGGCCCUGGCAUCGGCCUGUGAAGGAGCCAGAGCCCACAUCCUGAGGGGGCCGCACAAACCGCCGUCGCUGUCGGUGCUCUACAUGCUGUCUGACGGAGCCACACACGAGGCGGUGCACCUGCUCUGUCGGAUGCUGGUCUUUGAUCCGGCUAAAAGGAUUUCCGGCAGCGACGCCCUCUCCCACCCUUACCUGGACGAAGGGCGUCUGCGUUACCACACCUGUAUGUGUCAGUGCUGCUACUCCGUUCCCAGCGGCAGAGUUUACACCCGGGACUUUGAGCCGGUAGCUGAGCGGCCAUUCAGCCACAGCUACGAGAACAGUCUGCUGUCUGUGUGGCAGGGAAAAGAGUUAAUCCAUCGCUUCAUCACGGAGCACCAGCAGGGAAAACGGGUGCCGCUGUGCAUCAACCCUCAGAGUGCUGCCUUCAAGACCUUCAUCAGGUCGACAGCGUGGCACUCCUCCAAGGUGUCCAGGAAGGAGGAGAGAUGAACGCUCCUCCUCUUCGGCCUGAGGAGCGACAGCCGUUCGAGGAAGGAUUUCACCGGCCGCGGCAUCUGAAAAUACCGAAGAGUUUGGGUCUUUUCUUUUUCUUCU
Messenger RNA from Xiphias gladius (swordfish), 1541 nucleotides. RefSeq names its product nemo-like kinase, type 1 (gene nlk1). The record is from RefSeq and is a predicted model, not a curated record. The coding region runs from base 9 to 1436 and encodes 475 amino acids. Lineage: Eukaryota; Metazoa; Chordata; Actinopteri; Istiophoriformes; Xiphiidae. Gene Ontology annotation, cellular component: cytoplasm; nucleus. Gene Ontology annotation, molecular function: ATP binding; MAP kinase activity. Gene Ontology annotation, biological process: intracellular signal transduction; protein phosphorylation. The transcript is spliced from 11 exons.